UCGUCUCCAUCGUUCUCCCCUCACUCCCGACUCCAAGAUCCCCAAUUUCGCCAUGGCGGCGGCGUAGGGACAGCCAGUAGACAUUUUUGUGCUUCCUCCGGAUUAGCAGCCUUCUUCUCCUUACCACCAUCGCUGCAUAUAAGCACAAGCGCCCACCCUCCCUCGUACUCGUACUGCAGUAAUCCCAAACCAACGAAAAUGGUUGGAGGGCGCUGCACGGACGCCUCCGCCAAGCCGAAGCAUCCGCGCCCUGCAGGUGGCGACGACGGAAGCAGCAGCCUUGAUGCGUGUGGUGGCGGCGGCAUCGGGCAUGCCGGCGACCGUCUGAGCGCGCUGCCGGACGACCUCCUCCACGCCAUCAUGUCGCGCCUCAAGGCCCUGCAGAUGGCGCGGACGUGCGUGCUGUCCACGAGGUGGAGGCACCUCUGGCGCGCCGUGCCGUGCCUCGACGUCGACGAGGCGGAGACCGGCGCCUACAACAAUUUCGACAACUUCACCGACAACCUUCUGCGCAGCCAUGACAUCGCGCUCCUGGAGGACUUCCGGCUGCACGCCCACAGGACUUCUGACCGAUGGGUCCGCCGCGCCGUAGGCCAAGGCGAGGCAUGGCCUUGCCGGCUCAAAAGGUUGCAUCUCUUCAGCCUGCUUAAUCUGAAGCUGACAGAUCUUGGGAGCCUCAUCAGCUUCCGCUGCCAUGCUCUGGAGGACCUGCAACUGAGAAACUGCAGCUUUUUGCUCACCAGCAAUGCUAAGAUUGUCUCCUCCUCACUCAAGAAAUUGGCUGUCGUUGAUGGCUACUACAUGGUGCAUGACGAUGAGAUUUUUGCGUUGAUUAUAGAGGCUCCUGCUCUUGUUUCUCUAUGCCUCGACGGGGAGCUUGAACACAUUGUCGAUAUGACUGAACCGCAUACCGUGCUGUCUCUUGUCGACGCGUCGAUUCAGCUUCCCAGGGUCGAGAAGCGCGUGAAUCACGAAUUGGGUAUUCUUGGUGCGCUGUCUAACGUGACAACCUUGCGCUUGUCGCAUUUUGCGGUCAUGUUGUUGUUCUAUGCGACUCGUGAGGAUCUUCCUGUAUUCAAGUUUGAGAACCUAAGAAGCUUGUUGCUAGAUGAGUGUCAUAUCAGCGACGACUUCCUCGGGCUGCAGCAAUACCUGCACAACUCGCGUAACCUGAAGAAACUCACUUUGCGCUGUUGCAAGGUCUUGGAUUAUAGGCAUAACAAGGAGAUGAGAAAACGCCUGCACAAAUCUUCUGAGGUCCUGGUGGAUUUCAACUGUGAGAACCUUAGGCUUACUGAAAUCAUAUACAGAGAUGGUGACACUUCUAUCCACCUACUGGUCAAGUUUUUGGUCGGCAUGCGGAGGAAUCUACCAAACAACAUGAUCGAAUUCACUAAAGUUGAUUAGCAGAACUGUUUGUCAAAUACAGCAUGUUGUCUAAGGUUUGCUGAUUUUUACCCAGGUUGCAUUUGUGACCAAUUUGAAUCAUUAGCUUUUCCUUUUACUAGUAGUUCGUCAAGUGUGCAAUCCAUGUUAUAUAAAUAUAUAUUGCAAGAACCAUGUAAGCAUGCAUUGAAGCGUGUCAUCUCUGUUAGUUGGGCGAUUUAUGGAGAGAAAAAACUUGAACAUGGGAUUGGUUGACUCUCUUAUUUGACGCAAGGAUACUCCACUUCAAAAUUAUUUGAUGGCUGA
Messenger RNA from Triticum dicoccoides, 1692 nucleotides. Its product is annotated as MEIOTIC F-BOX protein MOF-like. The coding region runs from base 199 to 1407 and encodes 402 amino acids. NCBI's taxonomy places the organism in Eukaryota, Viridiplantae, Streptophyta, Magnoliopsida, Poales, Poaceae. Gene Ontology annotation, molecular function: protein binding. The record is from RefSeq and is a predicted model, not a curated record. The transcript has 3 exons.